This is a messenger RNA of Tuber aestivum (summer truffle), 4581 nucleotides long. Lineage: Eukaryota; Fungi; Ascomycota; Pezizomycetes; Pezizales; Tuberaceae. The record is from the annotation of a GenBank genome assembly.
CUAGUCGUUAUAUUUAUGAUCGGAUCACGUUAUUUCUUGGCCUCUCUUCCCAUACAGUUCGGGGUUGAUAUGAAGUGCAGGUAUUAUAUAAGAGGAAACCCGUGCAGCUCGUCGCUAGCCCUGAUAUCGACGAUGAAUCUCAGGAGGUGUGUCUCAAUUUAUCCAUUGAGGGGAGGCCGAAAUUUGGUUGUAGGCUUACAUCUUUAACACUCUUCAGGUUUGGCAAAUUUCGCAGACCGGAGAGGUUUUUGUCGACUAUCAGAGUUAUUUGGAUAGGUAUGUAAUGAUCGUUUGCCCCGGAUCCCUCCCGAAUGGCUACGCUAAAGAUUCCUAAGGCUCGAUUUUUACAAAACGGUAAGGCAUUUAGUAGAAUCUGAUGUCACAUGUUUGUUCGGAGGUGUUUGGACACAUUUGCGACUGCAUGGCUGACUUUGUCCAUAAAGAAGCAGUUUAGUUGCGAGAUUACGGGUCACAUGAAUCUCAGCUUCUUUGAAGCGUUGAUAAGUGAAGUAAGCACCUCGCCUGGUGAGAGUAAAGGCCGUGUCAGAGGGGUCUUACGGAAAGUGCAGACAAAUAGUUCGCUAGAUGUCGAUCAGACAUUCCCUGAGGCCCUUAAAGACCCUGUUCUCAGGAAAGUACAAUUUUCGACGGUGUCGAGAAUUGAUACGCUAGGUAAGAUGGAAAUUCGAGGGUUGUUAUGUGCAAUUUGCUAACACUUCAUAUAAAGUUGACCAAUUGCACGACGUACGUUACCUCACAAUGGGUCUAUCGCCUCUUCGUUUUACUAAUUUUUUUUUUUUUUUUUACCUUAGUCAUUCAAGAGCGACUUUUAUCCUGGCGAGCAUGUUACAGCGAUACUACCCAAUGGUGAUCGGGUAGAGGCAUUGGUACGCGAAAAGACAAUGUUUCCUGAGUUGCGAUAUGCUAGCGGUGACAUUCAGCGGAAGGGCUUCUCCCGCUACACCGUCAAACUUAUCAAUAGAAAUGAUGAGGAAGCACAAGUCGACAAUGAACAUCUCGUACGGGACAAGAAGUCCUUCACGAAGGCCAUGUUGCGCUCCUUUAUUAAGAAUACCGUGUCAAGAGAGCCAUGGAAUGGGGCACCUUGGCUGGUGAAGGAGGAGUUUGCGAACAAAUACAAGAUUCCGCAAACCGUUCCUCCGCACCUGCAAAGGGCUUCUACUGCAGCAGAGAGGAAGGCAAAGGCUUUGGCACAAAAGAGGGAGCAGGGAUUAGUUGUUGCUUCCGUGGCCAACAGCAGCUCUGCUCCUUCGACCCCAGUCGAGAUCAAACCGACACCAAAGUCCCACAAGAGCAAGAGUCACCAAGCCGCCAUGAAAGUCACCAAGAUAACGCAGCUUGAUCGUGAACCAGGAACCACAUCGAACAGUGCCCGAGCCUCCCCCUGGAGCAGCCCAACUGGAACCCCCGAGGCUGGGAUGGCAAAAAUCAAUUCCAAGGCUGCGGCCAAGGAAGAUACACCCCCACCACCGCCUCCUCCGCCCAAGCCUAUCAAAUAUCCGAUUGAGGAUUUGGAUCUCCUGUACCAGGAAGGCCCUCGCAGACCCAAGCUCCACUUUCUCUCGCAACUUCCCAUAUCCGUCAAACCCGAGCCUCCUGCUGUUGAUACGGUCCGGAGAGUUUCUAGGUCAUUGACGAGGUCGUCUUUGGUUUCCUCGGCUUCACCCGUGCCAAUGAACAAUGGUAUCGACGAGGGAAAAGUUAGUUUCUUUCUCAGUACUUGGGUCUUUCUUAAUAUUUACUGCGAGCCCUUGCUCUUGGAUUCCUUCACCUUUGACGAUUACCUUCAAGCCUUGCAGUUCAGUAGUGACGAGAUUGACUGCGAUUUAUUUGUGGAGAUUCAUUGUGCACUUCUCAAGGCGAUUGUAAACGAGCAAGGGGUUAUCCAAGCACAGCUACCCGAUCCGGAGGAGGACGAUGAAGAAGAGGAGGAGGAGGAGAGUGACGAGGAAGAGGAUGGGAGUUCGACUGGUUCGGCCGAAGAUACUGUCAGGGUGAAUGGUGACAGGAUGGAAACUGAGGAUGAUGGGGAGAAAUCAAGAGCGAAGUCCGAGGAUAGAGAGAAAUCCCAUCGGGCCGACGAACUAUUUGAGGAUAGUGAUGGUUGGAUUCAGCGUCUGAAAGCGAGGGAUUUCAAGAAUGGGGGAUGGCAGGCUAUUGUCGUUGGUGUGCUCUACAGACUUUCGGUCGACGAUCGCUAUGCUAAGGAUUGUGAGGAAAUUUUGAAACAUUUGACGCCUGUGGGUGAGGAACCAGCACCUGAGAGCGUCCGACGGCGAUACCUGACGUUGGAUAUCAACUUGAGAGCUAUGGUUUUGCAUUUGCUCUCUAGGCUGACGCACGAGACAAGAUCGGUUAGGGAUUACAUGGAGGAAUGUUCUGAAGAGAUGACAAAGCAUAGGAAGGAUAAAAUCGAAGUGCAAAGGACCAGGCGGGACUUGUAUGGAAACGUUUGGCCAUUUUUUCCCUCUGCUCACUGAGCUAAUCGCUUGGUUUAGGAUUUCUGAACUGAAGAUGCUUGACGACGAGAGGAAGAUACUUCUUCCCGAGAAUACGCCCAGGUCGCCCUCACCUGCUGCAGCGUCGCGGCAGACAUCAACUGACGCGGAUGGCGAUUCAAAGAUGACUGGAGCAGACGAGGAAGACUUGGAUGGUGAUGAUGACGAAGAUGGUGACGAUACCGAUCGCGGUAGAUCCCUGAGACGGGGAGGCGAGCGUGCGAACGAGCGCAAGCGAAAACGUGAGGCCGAAAAAGAGAAGGCGGACGCAGCGGCCAAACUUCCCAAAACUUCGAAACAAUUCCAAAAAGUGUUGAAAACGAUUGAAUCGGUGAAAGCCAAGAUUGCUAAGCAGGAGGAAAAAAUUGCAUCAUUUGACGAAGACCUCAGGCAAGCUGAUUGUGCAAGGUUCAGGAUGAUGGGGAGAGAUCGAUUCUGGAACAGAUACUGGUGGUUUGAGAGAAAUGGGAUGCCGUUCGGCGGCUUGCCCCAGUCAUCUACCGCGUAUGCUGGAUACGCGAAUGCAAUGAUAUGGGUGCAAGGACCUGACCCUAGUGAGAGAGAGGGCUUCCUGGUUGAAGAGGCGGGGACGAAGUGGGCAUCUGAGGAGGGGAGUGAUAUGAGGAUGAAAAUGAAUGGCUCCAAAGACGAGAGAAUGACCGUGCUUGAACGCCAAGCAUUGGAGGAGAGCUCGACCACACUCACGUCACCGACCCAAUACGGAUAUAUUGACACGGUCGAAGAAUUUGAGCAAGUGUUGUCCUGGCUCGAUAUCAAGGGCGUCAGGGAGAAAAAACUGAAGCAACAAUUUGAGGAGUAUAGAAAGCAUAUCGAAGAGGGUAUGGUUAAUCGUAAAAAGUAUCUCGCCGGGGAAAGUGAAGGUUCCCCCGAAAAGGAAGCCGGCCCCACAAGAAUGAAUACUCGUGGCAAGGCACAGAUCGAUCCCGGUGUUUGGAGAUGCCUCAACUGGGCCAACGAAACCAUGCUCGACGAGCACGGUCAUACACAUUUUGAACAACCUCUGCCGAGAAAAUCCGGCAAGAAGAAGGGAGGUGCUCAAGAUAAAGGAGUGCCGGUCAACAGGCAGGGAAAGCCGGUCAGCAGGCAGGGGGAUCGCUAUAAUUUCUGAACGCAUCAUGAUAUUUUUUGUUUUUGUUUAAAAUUUGGCUCUUACAGGAAUUGCUGAAUUCGAUGCCAGGUGUGGUGGAUGGUGGCACUUUUGUUUUUUCUUGAGUUUAUCUUCUGUCGGCGCAAGGUCUUUUUCUUUUCUUUUUCUGUUCUUUUGCUUGCUAGGUUCUUUCUAUUCCUUUUGUGGGUGUUUGCAUUGCGGUUUUAUCCCCCCUGGUGCUGAAAUUUAUUAUUAUAUCAGAUUCUUAUACCUUUUGUUGUCUUUCAUUUAUUCCACUUCUUUUCUUUCUUGUUUUUUUCUUUUCUUUUUUCUCAUCAAUACCGUGAUUUAAUCAUUGGCGGUAAAUGAGACUGCAAGAUGAGCCGAAGCUUUAAAGCAGAUGAUUUCCACUCUUCCCCCCCCUCUCGCAUUCACACCCAAUUAACUUACCAUUCCUUGUAACUUUUUUUUUCGUUUUGUUUGGCUCUAUCGUAUCAUACCGUAUCUUAUAUAGAGUAGGUCGGAUUGGAAUUCUUUAGCGGGGGAUACCAUGCUACGAAGUUUUUGGGAGUUUAUACUAGAUACAUUAUUUUGCUCUCGCUGUCAGAAGCAGAAAACAAAUAAAGAUAAAUGAAAGAAAAAGAGAAAAAGAGAGAGAGAAGGGUAAAAAGUAUUUUUUUUAUAUUUAUUUUUAUAAUUUCCCGUCCCCUACACGAUAUAAUAUCGUACGUACCGUGCGUGCGGGCCUGUAUGUUUUGUUCUUUCCUGAGGCAGGAGCUUUGGCAUUGUAGUGGCCCAUAUAUUCCCGCAUCUUGACAGAUGAAGGAGUUUUGCGCUCCGUGGGUGAAGAUGGAUGUAACAAUCAUACCGGUAGACCGUCCCAUCAUAUCACUUCGUACGGUAAAAUGGCAGACUAUGGCAAUAUCGUAUAGUUCAAGCAUACCAAGAACCCUU